Microthlaspi erraticum is the source of this 654-nucleotide messenger RNA. The record is from the annotation of a GenBank genome assembly. NCBI's taxonomy places the organism in Eukaryota, Viridiplantae, Streptophyta, Magnoliopsida, Brassicales, Brassicaceae.
AUGUGUAGCUUGAGUUUCUGCAGGAUGGAGGUUCAUCACGGGAUCAGGAAUGCGAGACUUCAAGGGGACUACAGUGAUUAUGCACUGACCGAACCUUGUCCUUUGAGGUCUACUGAUGAUCCUUCGGGUCUUUAUCGAGUCUUUUCAGGUCUAAAGACGUUCCAGGGAGAGCUUUGGUCACAUGGACCAACAAGGGGAAAGCAGGCAAAACGGAGCGAAAGGAGCUCGAUCGAGCCUACGCAACAAGCUCGAUCGACCCAUCAGACAGGUCGAUCGACUCAUACUGAGAGGCGAGUCGAUCGAUCCCCACGCACACUCGAUCGAUCCCAGUCCUUCACCGACUCGAUCGAUAUGCAGAGCAAGCCAGCUCGAUCGAUCCCGUUCUGUCUCAGCCGUUCGAUCAAUCCCGGUCAGAUGAUAUCACAGCCGUUCGAUCUACUUGGUGCAAACCGACUUGAUCGAACCACAGCGAACCGGAUUGAACCGAAGUCGACCCCGGAGCUAUUUAGACCUAUCUUUAGCCAUUGUUUAGGCUACGCCGUUUUUCAGAGUUUUACAUUGUUUCUGAGGGAGAAGAGAUCGAACCUCUGUUUUCACAGUUUGGAGAAGAUUUCUGAACCCUUGUUUUGCUAUUUUCGUAUUUUGAUUCAAUGA